Symbiodinium necroappetens is the source of this 300-nucleotide messenger RNA. The record is from the annotation of a GenBank genome assembly. Lineage: Eukaryota; Dinophyceae; Suessiales; Symbiodiniaceae.
AUGCGGGAGAGGCACCGCCCAAAUAGUCCAGAUCAGGUGAAGGUGGCCGGUGUGCGUGACAUCUGUCUCGGUGUGGGCACUCUAGCCCUCUUCUUCUUUCAGCCCAGCGCCCUCCGCGUCUUCGCACCGGCGACACUUGUCGUCGCAGCCUCUGAUGCAGCAUUGACCAUUGGCGGUCCCUUCCCAGCCCCCUUCAACCAUCUCAUGGGUGUGGUGGGCAUUGGCAUCCUCUCCGUGGCCGCAUGGUUCGACCCCACGCUCACGACAGAGGGUGAGGGCUACAAGCGGAUCUCUGGCUAA